Papaver somniferum (opium poppy) is the source of this 759-nucleotide messenger RNA. RefSeq names its product probable caffeoyl-CoA O-methyltransferase At4g26220. The coding region runs from base 25 to 759 and encodes 244 amino acids. The transcript is spliced from 5 exons. The record is from RefSeq and is a predicted model, not a curated record. Gene Ontology annotation, molecular function: O-methyltransferase activity; S-adenosylmethionine-dependent methyltransferase activity. Lineage: Eukaryota; Viridiplantae; Streptophyta; Magnoliopsida; Ranunculales; Papaveraceae.
GAAAGGUAGAGUUAGAAGAAAGCCAUGGAAAUACCUCCAACGAAACUCAGUUCUUUUGAUGUUGCAAAAACUGAUGCUGGUUUGUUGCAAAGCAAAGAGCUUUAUCAGUAUAUCUUGGAGACAAAUGUGUACCCAAAUGAGGAUGAAGUUCUAAAAGAGCUAAGAGAAAUUACGGCUACCCAACCAUGGAGUUUGAUGCUUUGUGCAGCAGAUGAAGGUCCAAUAAUGUCUCUACUUAUAAAGCUUAUCAAUGCAAAAAAGACAAUUGAGAUUGGGGUGUACACUGGAUACUCACUCCUUGUCACUGUUCUUGCACUUCCCGAAGAUGGCAAAACCAUUGCCAUAGAUCCAGAUCGGUCAAUGUUUGAGAUAGGACUACCUUUCUUCAGAAAAGCUGGGGUGGAACAUAAGGUGGAGUUCAUUGAGUCUAUUGCUCUUCCUGUUCUUGACAAACUACUGGAAGAUCCCAAGAAUGAAGGAUCAUUUGAUUAUGCGUUCGUCGAUGCAGACAAGGACAAUUACGUGCAUUAUCAUGAGAGACUACUAAAACUAGUGAGAGUAGGAGGAAUGAUUCUCUAUGAUAAUACACUAUGGUCAGGUACAGUAGCUUGGGAAGAUGAUUCUACACUUGAUGAUAUGAUGAAAGAAAUUAAGGAUGUAUUUGUCGAUCUGAACAAGAAAUUAGCAUCUGAUUCUCGCAUUCAUAUUUCACAACUCCCUGUUGGUGAUGGUCUCACAAUGUGUAUGCGUCUACAUUGA